Polychytrium aggregatum is the source of this 888-nucleotide messenger RNA. RefSeq lists its product as uncharacterized. Gene Ontology annotation, cellular component: nucleus; cytosol. NCBI's taxonomy places the organism in Eukaryota, Fungi, Chytridiomycota, Chytridiomycetes, Polychytriales. Bases 78 to 536 code for a protein of 152 amino acids. The transcript has 5 exons. The record is from RefSeq and is a predicted model, not a curated record. Gene Ontology annotation, molecular function: peptidyl-prolyl cis-trans isomerase activity; protein binding.
CCAACCCUCGCUUCUGGCCCCUGGGUUCCCGUUCUGCAUCUUUGCCCUCUCAUCGCCAGCAACAAGCCGCCGACACAAUGGAGUCGCCCUGGGAGGAACGCUGGUCAAAAUCCCGCGAUCGACCUUACUACUUCAACCGCCAAACAGGCGAGAGUCAGUGGGAUAAGCCCGAUGACUCUUACAAGCCCCACGUCAAGGCCGGGGAAGUGCGUGCCUCGCAUCUUCUCGUCAAACACAGGGACUCUCGCCGUCCGUCGUCGUGGAAACAAGAAAACAUCACACGAACCAAGGAAGAGGCCUAUGCAAUCAUUCAAGGCUAUCGCGAGCGCAUCGUCAGCGGCGAACUAACGCUCGGACAGCUGGCCCGAACUGAAAGCGACUGCAGUUCGGCAAAGAAAGACGGCGAUCUUGGGUUUUUUGGACCUGGCGCAAUGCAGCCUGCCUUUGAAUCCGCCACGUUUGCCCUGCAAGUCGGAGAGCUCAGCGGGCCUGUCGAAUCGGACUCGGGCAUCCAUUUGAUUUUGCGAACGGCCUAACAUGGCAGCGGCAGCACAGCUUGUUGUCAAAGGCUGUAAUGGUCGGAAAUCCGAAGGGAUCGCCUCACUCUCAAUUAUCAAUAGUCCUCUGUCGUGAAACUUGUUUUGCGGUGCAAUCUCGGUGUGCUAUCGGUCGGCGGUGCAUCGGCGAGGGCAUGACGGUGUUGAAAAGGACAGCUCUCGAGCACACCGCACGGCCGUGUCUGUCGGUUGGUGUUGGUGUGUGUGGCAUGGCCGUGUAUAUCUCAGAUCAAUGCCAUGGGCAACGGCAAUGGUGCGCCAUGAAGAGUCCAUGACUGUGCUGGUGGUCAUUGCCGACGGCGAUCCAGAUCCAAAUCCAGAUCCAAAUCCA